CCACAGCAACAACUUAGUGGAGAGUCAACAAUAGAGCUUGAAGAGCUAUGACGGCCGUCAACAAGGGCCCAGCCUUGCUGGAUGGAGACCUCCCCGAGCAGGAGAGCGCCUUGCAGCGGGUCCUGCAGCUGCCGGUGGUGAGCGGCACCUGUGAGUGUUUCCAGAAGACCUACGCCAGCACCAAGGAAGCCCACCCGCUGGUGGCCUCUGUCUGCAAUGCCUACGAGAAGGGCGUGCAGGGCGCCAGCAGCCUGGCGGCCUGGAGCAUGGAGCCGGUGGUCCGCAGGCUGUCCACCCAGUUCGUAGCUGCCAACGAGCUGGCCUGCCGAGGCCUGGACCACCUGGAGGAGAAGAUCCCAGCCCUCCAGUACCCUCCUGAAAAGAUUGCCUCUGAGCUGAAGGACACCAUCUCUACCCGCCUUCGCAGUGCCAGGAACAGCAUCAGCGUGCCUAUCGCCAGCACUUCAGACAAGGUCCUGGGGGCCGCUCUGGCCAGCUGUGAGCUUGCCUGGGGGGUAGCCAAAGACACUGCCGAAUAUGCCGCCAACACCCGAGCUGGCCGGCUGGCCUCUGGAGGGGCCGACUUAGCCCUGGGUGGUGUUGAGAAGAUGGUAGAGUUUCUCCUCCCUUCAGCCAAGGAAGAGUCAGCGCCUGCUCCAGGACACCAGCAGACCCAAAAGCCCCCCAAAGCCAAGCCAAGCCUCAUGCACAGGGUUGGGGCCCUGGCCAACACCCUCUCCCGGCACACCUUCCAGACCACAGCCCGGGUGCUGAAGCAGGGCCACUCCCUGGCCAUGUGGAUCCCAGGUGUGGCACCCCUGAGCAGUCUGGCCCAGUGGGGCGCGUCGGCCGCCAUGCAGGUGGUGUCGCGGCGGCGGAGUGAGGUGCGCGUGCCCUGGCUGCACAGCCUCGACGCUGCCCAGGACGAGGACCACGGCGACCGGACGGACACGGAGGGAGAGGAGACGGAGGAGGAGGAGGAAUCAGACACGGAGGAGAACCAGCUCAACGAGGUGGCAGCCCUGGCCAGCGCGCAAGGCCUCCUGGGCGGCGUGGCCCACACGCUGCAGAAGGCGGUCCAGAGCACCAUCUCCGCCGUGACGUGGGCGCCUGCGGCGGUGCUGGGCUCAGCAGCGAGGAUGCUGCGCCUCGCCCCGGCCAGCGCUGUCUCCUCCACCAAGGGGAGGGCCAUGUCCCUGUCAGAUGCUCUGAAGGGCGUCACUGACAACGUGGUCGACACAGUGGUCCACUACGUGCCGCUCCCCAGGCUGUCCCUGAUGGAGCCCGAGAGCGAAUUCCGGGACAUCGAAGAGGUGGUGCGCCAGGAGGCGGAGCGCAGGGCGUCUGGGGUGCCGCCCGCGGGCCCGGAUCCCGCGCGGCGUCCCUCGCAGCCCCGCGGCAGCCUGCGGCCCGCGCGCAGCCCCGGGGCGCCCCCGAGCCCGGCGCCGGAGGACAGGGUGGACGCGCCCCCCGCGCUGCGCCCGGCCUUCCAGGCGGUGGCCCGCGAGAAGCCGAGGCGCAGGGUCAGCGACAGCUUCUUCCGGCCCAGCGUCAUGGAGCCCAUCCUGGGCCGUGCGCAGUACAGCCAACUGCGCAAGAAGAGCUGAGCCCCGCGCUCUGCCCCGCCGCCCGCCCGCCGCCCCGAGGGCGAGGCCUGGACCCACUGUCCUCACAGAAACAGAGCCCGCCCCUCCGAGGGAGCGGUGACCUCUUCCAAGCUGUCCCCUGGGAACCCGAGCCGCGUUCCCGCGGCGCCCCUGAGGCACGCAUUAUCUUUUUAGCACCGUUUUCGGGCUUAGCGGUCAGAACCUCUUUUUAAGAAGCGUCAGAGCAGCAGCUUGCUUUGAGUCUCUGCCUUGUUGUUUUGUUCUUUUAACCAAAGAAUUAAUUGCCUGACUUGAUCUCUCAGUUCUUUAACCAAACAUGUGGCCAAAUGACAUCUGAAUGUUUCCCAAAAUUAGAGCCAUCCUCUGCCUGCAGAGAUUAAGCAGGGGUCUCUGACAUAUGUUUAGAACCCGAGCUCAGCGAUUCCUCUGAGUAUCCAGGCUCAGCAGACUACUUUGAAGGGCGCGACAAUGAGGUGCAAAAGCUGUUUUAUGUUUAUAUAAAUAUGAGCCCCCCUUUCCGAAUACCGGGUACUUUUCUCUGGUUAAGUCCGGGCCUGGGCUCUGUAGCGCCACCUCCUGGCUCACAUCCACACUGCCGUUUGCAUCCUUCCUGCCUUCCAUCUGUACGUUCACUCUUCCGCCGCCUUUCGAAUGCUGGCGCCCCCAGGGUCGGGGGACGACGAUGGUGGCCCUUCACCUUAUAAAGUCACAGCUACAUAGACACCUGUAUGGACUCUGUAGUAGCCACACUUCAUUCCAAGUCCUAUUUCUGAAAAUGUCAAUAUUUGGUAAAUAUAGAGAAUGCAUAAGUACAAUUUAAAAAUUCAAAUACUGCAAAAGGAUGUGUGUCUUCCUUACUGAGUUCCCCAGUUCCCCGUCACAAAACCCCCGGUGCUGUCAGUCUCUCGGAUAGCCUUCCAGGUCCAGGCUGGGCAUGGGCAAGCCCACCUUGUUCACACAGCUGUGCGAUGUGAUCCUGCUUCCCUCACUUAACAAUACAUUUUAGAGAUCUUUGUGUAUCUUCACCGUAAGUCCUCCUUGCUCUUUUUUUUCCCUCCUUGCUCCUUUUAAUGGCCAUGUAGUAAGUGCUUCAAAAUGUAGAUAUGCUAUCUUUGAUUUACCUGGUUCCCUAGUGGUGGACUUUAAGGUUGUUUCCUUUUAUUUGGUCCGGCAAACAGUGCUACAAUAAAUGUCUGUAUACAAAAUGUUUUGCGCAGUUGUGUAGGUAUAUCUAUAGGAGAAAUUUGUAACAUGGAACCAUGGCAUGCUGUGCAUUUUAAAUAUUGUUAGAUGACACGAAGUAGCCUUCCAACCCAAACUCCGUUUUUCUUGUUAUUGUCAUGGCAGCUGCGCAGAUAAUCGCUGCAACUCCAUCAGUCCUUUUAAAUGUCCAUGUACACACCCCUCACUGGCUCCCCUCAGACCGUGAGGACCCUCUUGGCCCCCACUGUGUUGCAUAGCUGAAAGCCCAGCUUCCUGAAACUGACUCUGGUGUAAUGAGUCCCUGUCCUUGAUGCUUGGGUUUGGAAUCUGAAGAUGGACACGCGUGGGUGGACAUGGCCAGGACUCUGAGCUAGCCUUGGGCACGCCACCCCAUCUCUACAAUCCACGCCACCCCAGGAGUUUCCUACCCCACCUCUACAAUCCACGCCACCCCCAGGAGUUUCCUGGGGGAG
Molecule: messenger RNA, 3283 nt
Organism: Enhydra lutris kenyoni (northern sea otter)
Lineage: Eukaryota; Metazoa; Chordata; Mammalia; Carnivora; Mustelidae
Product: perilipin 1
Biological process (GO): lipid metabolic process
Cellular component (GO): lipid droplet
Source: RefSeq, a predicted model, not a curated record